This is a messenger RNA of Cajanus cajan (pigeon pea), 3652 nucleotides long. RefSeq names its product heavy metal atpase 3 (gene HMA3). Lineage: Eukaryota; Viridiplantae; Streptophyta; Magnoliopsida; Fabales; Fabaceae. Gene Ontology annotation, molecular function: metal ion binding; ATP binding; ATP hydrolysis activity. Gene Ontology annotation, cellular component: membrane. The record is from RefSeq and is a predicted model, not a curated record. Gene Ontology annotation, biological process: monoatomic cation transport; transmembrane transport.
UUGGAUCUCCCUUUGAGUUUUGACUUGUUUUUUAGUUGCAAUGACUGCUUCAUUGCUUUCUUACUCUUGCAAUGACUGAUGGUCACAGUGGUUUUGAAUUCCACACAUGACAACGAUGUUGAUGCUGGUAUGAAGCUCAAGAAAGAUUGAUCAAGAGGAGAAAGGUUUUUUCACCAAAGUUUCCGAAAUUUUUCUCUCGUCAUGUCUCUUAAGGAGAAGAGCAAGGAGGGGAAGAAAUUUGAGAAGAGCUAUUUCGAUGUGUUGGGUUUGUGCUGUUCUUCGGAGGUGCCACUGAUUGAGAACAUCCUGAAACCUCUCGAAGGAAUCAAAGAGGUUUCUGUCAUCGUCCCAUCACGAACUGUCAUUGUUGUUCACGACACUCUUGUCAUUUCUCAACUUCAAAUAGUUAAGGCUCUGAAUCAAGCAAGACUAGAAGCGAAUAUUAGAGUGUAUGGGGACUCAAAGCACCAAAAGAGAUGGCCAAGCCCUUACUCGGUUGUGUCUGGUUUGCUACUUUUGCUUUCGCUUCUCAAAUUUGUGUGCCAUCCCUUUAAGUAUUUGGCCCUUGGAGCAGUUGCUGUGGGAGCCUACCCUAUCAUCUUGAAAGCUAUUUUCUCCAUUAGGAACCUUAGGCUUGACAUCAACAUUCUCAUGAUCAUAGCAGUUAUUGGGACAAUUGCUAUGAAUGAUUAUUUGGAAGCCGGCACCAUUGUUUUCCUCUUCUCAAUUGCUGAAUGGCUAGAGUCAAGGGCAAGUCACAAGGCAAAUGCAGUAAUGUCAUCUUUGAUGAACAUAACCCCUCAAAAAGCAGUCAUAGCUGAAACAGGAGAGGUUGUGGAUGCUGAUGAGGUGAAAGUAAACACCAUCCUUGCAGUUAAAGCAGGCGAGGUCAUACCCAUUGAUGGACUUGUCUUAGAUGGAACCUGCGAAGUUGACGAGAAAACAUUGACUGGGGAAUCAUUCCCUGUCGCUAAACAAAAGGAUUCUACUGUAUGGGCUGGCACCAUCAAUUUGAAUGGUUAUAUUAGUGUCAAAACUACUUCACUAGCUGAAGAUUGUGUGGUGGCUAAAAUGGCAAAGCUUGUUGAAGAAGCUCAGAACAGCAAAACCAGCAUUCAGAGAUUGAUUGACAAGUUUGCCCAGUUUUAUACCCCAGCUGUUGUGAUCAUAUCAGCUCUUAUAGCGCUGAUUCCAGUAGCGUUAAGAGUGCAUAACGAGAAACACUGGCUUCACUUUGCACUGGUUGUUCUAGUAAGUGCAUGUCCAUGCGCACUUAUCCUUUCAACGCCGGUUGCAACUUUUUGUGCUUAUACGAGAGCAGCCACAUCAGGUCUUCUCAUCAAAGGGGGUGACUAUCUUGAAACGCUUGCUAAAAUUAAGGUCAUUGCCUUUGACAAAACGGGUACGAUAACCAAGGGUGAAUUUCUGGUGACGCAUUUUCAGUCUCUAUCAGAUGACAUUGAUUUCAACACAUUGCUUUACUGGGUGUCAAGCGUAGAGAGCAAGUCAAGCCAUCCUUUGGCAGCAGCAAUUGUUGAUUAUGGAAGGACACUCUCUGUUGAACCACAGCCUGAAAAGGUGACAGAAUUUGAAAAUUUUCCUGGAGAAGGAAUAUGUGGGAAAAUUGAAGACAGAGUUCUUUACAUUGGAAACAAAAAAAUUGCUGCAAGAGCUGGGUCUGAAACAGUUCCAAUCAUACAAGGGGAAAUUGAAAGAGGAAAGACCACUGGAUACAUAUACUUGGGAGCAACCCCAGUUGGAUUUUUCUCUCUUUCAGAUGCUUGCAGAUUAGGGGUUCAGGAGGCAAUAGGGCAGUUGAAGUCAUUGGGAAUCAAAACUGCUAUGCUCACUGGAGAUAGUCAAUCUGCUGCAAUGCAAGCACAGGAGCAGCUGGGGCAUUCUCUGGAGUUAGUCCAUGCAGAACUUUUGCCAGAGGACAAGGUGAAAAUCAUCUCAGAAUUUAAGAAUGAAGGUCCAACAGCCAUGAUUGGAGAUGGUGUAAAUGACGCGCCGGCAUUAGCUGUAGCUGAUAUAGGAAUCUCAAUGGGCAUUUCUGGUUCUGCAUUGGCAAGUGAGACAGGAAACAUAAUUCUCAUGUCAAAUGACAUUAGGAAGAUACCAGAAGCCAUCAAGCUUGCAAGAAAGUCUCGUAGGAAAGUGGUAGAAAACAUUAUUUUGUCCAUCAUUACUAAGGCUGCGAUUCUUGGUUUGGCCAUUGGUGGUCAUCCACUUGUUUGGGCAGCAGUUGUUGCUGAUGUUGGAACAUGCCUAUUGGUCAUCUUUAACAGCAUGUUACUUCUGAGAAGAGGUCACAAUCAUGGAGGAAAAUGUAGAUCUUCCUCUAAACCAAAUAUCCACAAAAGUGGAUGUGGUGGCACUAAUGGUUGCUCCUCUCAUCAUCAUCAUGAUCAACACCAACACCAACACCAACACCAACAUGAUCAUGAUCAACAUCAACAUCAAAGCCAUAAGGGUUGUUGCUCAGACAAGACUGAAAAUGCGUCUCAACCUAAGAAAUGUGGUGGCACUCAUGGUAGUUCCUCUCAUCACCAUCAUCAUCAUCAUCAUGAUCAACAUCAACAUCAUACCCAUAACCAACAUGAUCAACAUCAUCAUCAUCAUAGCCAUGAUCAUAAUCAACAUCAUAGCCAUAACCAACAUGAUGAAUUCCACGAACAUGAUCACUGUCAUCAUGGAAGGUGUGACAAGAAUCAAGAUGGAGUCCAGAAGCAUGACACUGAAAACAAGGGUUGCUCAGAUUCACACAAUUUGAUUCUGAAUGCAGAAGAUAAUGGUGCAGCAGCAGUUGCAACAAACAGGCAUGGUAAUUGUUCGGGACAUAAGGCUCAUCAUGGGACAAAACACUGCCAUAACCAAAAUGUUGACAUGGUUACUCAUGAUGGAGCUUCACUAAGAUCUCCUUGCAACCUCAAUCUCUCUUGUCAAAAGGAAAGUCAUCAAGUUACUCAUAACCAUUGCCACCUGAUCCAUGGUUGUGAAAAUCUGAAAGACCAUGAAGAAUCCAAAGAUGUUUUAGCAUCCAAUCAUGUCAUUCAGCAUGAACAAUCAGGUGAAAUAUCGAUUGACAUUGACAAUGAUCAUGGUGAAUUAGCUUCAAUGCAUGGUUGUUCAAGUUUGAAAGAGAAAGAAAAGGAUUCCUGCUAUGAAGGCUGCACAGACACAUGCGAGAAAUUGCCUGUUGUGUGUGUUGGCUGUGAGAAUUCAAAUGAGAGAGAAGACGGUGCAUGUUGCAGAAAUGAUGGCUCUUCAAAAGAGUGUCAGGAAUCUCCUAUUAUGCACGUAUGUCUUAGUUUGGAAAAGAGAGAAGUUGGAGGAUGUUGCAAGAGCUAUAUGAAGGAAUGUUGUCGCAACCUUGGACACUCAAGAGCUGGUUUUGUAGGAGGUUUAUCUGAAAUUAUUACAGAAUAGGUGUAGCUGACUCAAGUGUAAGCAACAUAGAUGUCAGCAUAUGUUUGUUCUUGCAAAAUUAUAUAUAUUUAGUAGAUUUUUGGUGGUAUGGAAUGACAUGGAUCAAGGCCCCUAAAGUAUUAUUGCUCUUGUAUAUAGUUUGAGGAGUUAGUUUAAGUGAACACAACGUGGUGUUUGCGACCUCCAUUUUACCAAACAGGUCUGGCAUAGUACUUUUUAUUUA